AUGUCGGUAAAUCAUUUGUCAAAUGUUCGUAAUUAUUGGAGUGAAAUUAUGGGAAAUAAAUUGAUACAAGAAACUAUGUCAACCUGUAUUAGAGACACUAAAAAAGAAGAACAAAUUGAGGAAACAAUGGAUCAUUUUGUUGUGUUAUUUGGUAUUGAAAUUUUGUCUUUGAUUCCUGGACGAGUGUCUACAGAAAUAGAUGCUAGAUUAUCUUUUAACAUAGAAGCAAGUAUUGUUAAAGCUAUCAAGUACAUUAAAAUGUACGAAAAAGCUGGAAUUCCCAAAGAACGUAUAUUAAUUAAGUUAGCUUCUACUUGGGAGGGUAUUCAAGCAGCUAAAGUUUUGGAACAAGAACAUGGUAUACAUUGUAAAUUAACUUUAUUAUUCUCUCUUUAUCAAGCCAUUGCUUGUGCUGAGUCUGAUGUUACAUUAAUAUUUUCAUUUGUGGGUCGUAUUUUCGAUUGGCAUGUAGUAAACACAAAUAACAAAAGUUUUGAAACCUUAAAUGAUCCAGGUGUCCAAUCAGUAACCAAGAUAUACAAUUAUUUUAAAAAAUUCAACUAUAAAACAGUUGUGAUGGGUGCAUCAUUCCGUAAUAUUGAAAAGUACCUCUCUAGAACAUCAAUUACAAUGAUGAAUAAUUUAUCAAUGGUAUCUGGCCAACCGAGUGCAGGAGAUGCUAUGAGUAAUGGCAACAACUACAACCUUUCAUUUCCAGCUUUGCCAGUUUUGAAGACUUCGGAGACAAUUGGAACUGCACAAUUUAAAAACCGGAGUAAUUUUAAAUCUUCAACGGUGAACGAAAUAAUUACUAUACCUGCCCAAGACAGACAUUGGGACAGGAAUAGUCAAUUAGAGCAUGAAAAAUGUAAGAAAGCAUAUAUGAAAAUUGGGAAAGAGUGUAAUGUAGGAAUAGAGAUUUGUGUUUCAAAAACCAUGGAUCUGACUUUACAAAUCAGCGGCAAUAGAGUAAAUGUUGAACGAGCAAAACAAAAAAUUAUCACAUUCGAACAAACUCAAAUUAAAACUACUACUACACCGUUCCCAAAAGAACAUCGAAGUACGUUAUUGGGCAAACAAGGACUUAAUCUUAAGAAUAUUGAAAAACGUACAGGAGCACGUCUUCAAAUACCGUGUAUGAAAAAUUCGGCUGACAUAAUUUAUAUAACUGGAACAAAAGAUUCCACGAAAAAAGUAGUUCAAGAAUUGGAGGAAAUUAUAAUUAAGUUGAAAAGUAAAACUGAAAAAGAAAUAAAAAUUGAUCAACGUCACCACGGAGCGAUAAUUGGAUUCAAUGGUGAAAAAGUUCGAGAACUUCAGAAAAUAUUUAAUGUUAAAAUUAUAUUCCCCAGUCCAGUUGAGGCUAGAAAUAAUUUAGUUAAAAUACAAGGUUUGAACGAUGAUGUAAAUAAAGCAUUUAAAUCAUUAGCUGAAUUGGCCGAAGUAUUGGAUGAAAUCAACUAUGUGUUGGAAAUUCCUAUUUUUAAACAAUUUCACAAACUUAGUAUUGGAAAGAGAGCAAUAUUUAUUAAAAAGAUUAGAGAAGAGACUGAUACGAGAAUUUUUUUACCACGCGAAGGAGACAAUAAGGAUGUUAUUAAAGUCAUGGGAAAUAAAAGAAAAGUUUUAAUUGCUUAUGAUAUGAUUAAAGAAAUACAAAAUGAAAUUGGAGACAUAAUAACAAAAGAAAUGGUGUUGGGAAAUGUUAAAGUUAGAAAUGCCAUUGUAAAUCUUGGGAAUAAAUUCAUUCAAUCUAUAAAAGAAGAUUGUGGGGAUAAUGUGACAUUGAAUUUACCAACUGUUAAAGGAGAUAAUACUAUAGUUAUCAAAGGACCUGAAGAUGAUGUUAAAAAUGUUAUUACACAAAUUCAGACGAUGGUUGAUGAAGUUCAUAAAUAUGUGUUUGAUAUGAAAGUAAAUCCGAAAUUUCACAAAUAUUUAAUUGGAACAAACGGAGUCAAUGUUAAAGAGAUCAGACAUUUAACGAAUACAAGAAUAAUUUUCCCGCCUGAAACUGAUUCCACUAAUGAAAAUAUAACUAUUGUUGGUAAAAAAGAGAAUGUUAAUAUAGCAAAAGCAAAAUUUGAAGUUAUGAUAACCGAUAUUGGUAAAGUCAUCGAAGAACAUGUAGAAAUCAAUGAAAAGAAUCAUGGCACUUUAGUUGUCAAACAAAAAGAAUGUAUACACAAAUUGAAAAAUGAAUGUGGCGAUGUUAAAAUUGAAUUUCCUAAUCUUGGUGCUGGAGAUAGAAUUGUGAUCAGUGAUAGUAAAGCAGAUGUUGCUCUUUCUAAACAAAGACUUUCAGACCAUGCUAAAGUUUUGAAAAACAUAAUUGAAGUGACUAUGAACGUUCCUCCAAAAUAUCAUGACCAUUUUGUUGCCCACCACUCUGAAGUAAUAAACCACAUAAUUGGGAAACAUAAUGGAGUUACUAUUAAAUUUCCACAAGCUAAUUCCAAUUCAAGUCAAGUUUUGAUUAAAGGCCACAAGGAUUAUGUUGAAAAAGUUAAAAAUGAAAUCAAUAAUAUUAUUAUUGACUUACGGCAUAGCAGUGGUGCAGUAGAUGCGACGCACCGAGGCCCUCGUGAUUUGGGGCCCUCAAUUCAAAAGAAAACUAAUAUGAAAAAAAAUAGAAGCUUGCGUUAA
Sipha flava (yellow sugarcane aphid) is the source of this 2646-nucleotide messenger RNA. Its product is annotated as vigilin-like. Lineage: Eukaryota; Metazoa; Arthropoda; Insecta; Hemiptera; Aphididae. Bases 1 to 2646 code for a protein of 881 amino acids. Gene Ontology annotation, cellular component: intracellular anatomical structure. The record is from RefSeq and is a predicted model, not a curated record. The transcript has 16 exons. Gene Ontology annotation, molecular function: RNA binding; transaldolase activity. Gene Ontology annotation, biological process: carbohydrate metabolic process; pentose-phosphate shunt, non-oxidative branch.